Trypanosoma brucei brucei TREU927 is the source of this 675-nucleotide messenger RNA. RefSeq lists its product as hypothetical. Lineage: Eukaryota; Euglenozoa; Kinetoplastea; Trypanosomatida; Trypanosomatidae. The transcript has a single exon. Bases 1 to 675 code for a protein of 224 amino acids. The record is from RefSeq and is a predicted model, not a curated record.
AUGGGAAGUUUUGUGGUGCGUAAGUGUCGCCUUCUUGCUCUCAUAUUUUCCAUCUUUUCCCUCGCCUUGACGGGGUUGACGUUUUUAACACCAAUAUUCGAAGCACAAGGCGAGAGGCCCGGCAUCAUUACAUUAUGGAAGUAUGAUAUGGAAGAUAUAAGCGAAAGCGCUGAUGGAGGUGAAGAGAAAAACAUAAAUAUUAGUAACAGCAUUAAUAAAAACGGCACGAGUCGUGCCACUAAGGCUGAUGAUAGCGUUGGUAAAAGAAAGAAGGAUCAGCCACAUGAAAACGAAGCGGGCGAUACGGAUGACAUCAUUCUCUAUGAGGAUUACUUUACAUGCAACUAUGGCCGUUUCCACAUUCAGGUAGUGGAGGGCCUGAGUAUUGUGGCUGCUUCGCUUAACUUUAUGAACUUUUUCAUGUGUAUUUUCUUCUUCGGUACGCAUAGUUUCCUGAGGGUACCGCUCGUGACGUAUUUUCUGUUGGCGGCGUGCUGCAGUGGUGUGGUGUUUGGUCUCCUUUUGGAUUGGUACAAAAAUGAAUGGUGUGACUCACAACCGUGCCUCAGUUGCUUAGAAGAAGAUGGUUGGCAAUUGGGAUAUGGAUGGAUGUUUCUUGUGGCCUCAUCCAGUUUCUCAUUUGUAGGCGCCAUUACUGCCAUCAUUUCCAGCUAA